AUGGUUCGACUACUCUCCAGUUCCUUCGCGGCGUCUGCGCUCCUGACUGCCAGCCACUUCGUCUCGCCCACUUUGGGAUGCGUUCGAUCCGUCCCUACCAACGGAACAUCGACUUACCCAUUCCCUGAGGUCGGCAGUGACAUCGCAUCUGAUCCAGCCACCACCGGCUACUUCAUCAACCAUCUCUGCCUCAACGUCAUGAACCUCACAGCGAGCAUGGACUUCUACACCGAAAUCUUCGGCCUGCGACACAUCUUUACCCUUCAUGUCUCGGAGCACUUCUCCGUCACGUACAUGGGCCACAGCCACGGCGGCAAGAACGGCACCGGCUACCAGACGGCCGAGGAGCUGAACCGAGAGAAGAACAACGCCGAGGGACUUCUUGAGUUGGUCCACCUCGACACUCCCGACAACAGCCUCCCUGCGUCUACCAGAGUCGCAAACACCUUUGGCCACAUCGGCAUGGUUGUGCCUGAUAUCCUAGCCACCCAGGCAAGACUCGACGCGUACCCCGGUAUUGAAAUCAUCAAGAGAACCGACGACGACCUCAAGGUGCCCAGCGACAUUGCCACUGCCACCAGCCUCUCCCCUGAGAAGAUUGCGCAGCUGUCUCAAGCUGAACGCGAUUUGAUUUUGGGAGUCCUGAUCCCCUUCAAUAAGCCGCUGAUCUUUGUCAACGAUCCCGAUGGCAACUUGAUUGAAAUUCAGCCUCAGGAGGGAGCAGCUCUCCUGUGA
This is a messenger RNA of Ilyonectria robusta, 735 nucleotides long. RefSeq lists its product as uncharacterized. The coding region runs from base 1 to 735 and encodes 244 amino acids. Lineage: Eukaryota; Fungi; Ascomycota; Sordariomycetes; Hypocreales; Nectriaceae. The transcript has a single exon. The record is from RefSeq and is a predicted model, not a curated record.